AUGAGUUAUCUUCUUGUUCAGUAAAUGAUUUGUGUUUAUAGCGCUUAAGAAUAUUUGCUUUCCUUGCCCCGAAAUGUCCUUUUUAAUAGUGACUUGACCCAGUAAUUUCUUCCCAAGAGGUGUGACAAGAGUCGUGAAUGUGUAUUCCCCAUUGACCAACCGUCUCAAUGAGUACUCACAUAUUCAAUAAGCAAAUUGUUCACAUCCUCCUGUGUGGUCUUCCAAGACUCCGCUAGGAUCGAGGAAUACUACUGGGAGGUUACUGUUAGCACUUUUAGUGUGUGAUUUGCUAAGGAGGAUAUUAAAUUUUUAGGUGGAAUCAAAGGCUAGAUAUCUUGGUCUUUUCCACAGGGCUGACUUUCAGAGCACAGUAAGAAAAGAGAAGGUUUGGUUGUUGUAGUCAGUUAAUGACAAAGUUACCAGCUUUGUGAGGCUUUUUUUUUUUUUUUUUUCUUUUUUUUGCGGUACGCGGGCCUCUCACUGUUGUGGCCUCUCCCGUUGCGGAGCACAGGCUCCGGAUGCGCAGGCCCAGCGGCCACUCCGCGGCACACGGGAUCCUCCCAGACCGGGGCACGAACCCACGUCCCCUGCAUCGGCAGGCAGACUCCUAACCACUGCACCACCAGGGAAGCCCCCUGCGAGGCUUUUAAGGGUGGGGUUUGAGCAAAGGUCUUUGUCAUCAAAGAUCUGGCUUCUCUGGAUUUUGUGUCUUCAGUAAAGGAGACCCCAAGAGGACCGAUCAGUUCUUGAAUUCUAAAACCAUGGCCCACGGUUUGGUGACAUUCUCCGAUGUAGCCAUAGACUUCUCUCAGGAGGAGUGGGCAUGUCUGGACUCUACGCAGAGAGACCUGUACUGGGACGUGAUGUUGGAGAACUACAGUAACUUGGUCUCGCUGGAUUUGGAAUCACCAUAUGAGACCAAGAGUCUACCUACACAGAAGGGCACUUAUGAGAUAAAUUUUUCCAAACAGAACUCAAAUAGAAAAAGUAAAUCCCUUGGCCUUGACUGGAUGUGUGAAGGUGAGUUUGAAGGACCACAGGCCCCACAAGAGGGAUAUAUCAAUCAAAUCAACUGUGGGAAGACGCCCACUUGCAGAGAAAAUACCUCUGUCCGACCACAUCAGAGACUUCAUAACAGGGAAAAUUCCUAUGAAUGUAAGGAAUGUGGGAAGGCCUUUAGCCGAGGCUAUCAGCUUACUCAACAUCAGAAAAUUCACACUGGUGAGAAACCCUAUGAAUGUAAAGAAUGUAAAAAGGCCUUCCGUUGGGGUAAUCAACUUACUCAACAUCAAAAAAUUCACACUGGUGAGAAACCUUAUGAAUGUAAGGACUGCGGGAAGGCGUUUCGGUGGGGUUCAAGCCUCGUUAUUCAUAAGAGAAUUCAUACGGGUGAGAAGCCCUAUGAAUGUAAAGACUGUGGGAAGGCCUUCAGACGCGGUGAUGAGCUCACUCAGCAUCAGAGAUUUCACACCGGUGAGAAAGACUAUGAAUGCAAAGACUGUGGGAAGACCUUUAGCCGAGUGUAUAAACUAAUUCAGCAUAAGAGAAUCCACAGUGGUGAAAAACCCUACGAAUGUAAGGACUGUGGGAAGGCCUUCAUUUGUGGUUCCAGCCUCGUUCAACAUAAGAGAAUUCACACCGGUGAGAAGCCCUAUGAGUGCCAAGAAUGUGGGAAAGCCUUUACUCGCGUCAAUUAUCUCACUCAGCAUCAGAAAAUUCACACUGGUGAGAAACCUCAUGAGUGUAAGGAAUGUGGGAAGGCCUUCCGCUGGGGUUCGAGUCUCGUGAAACACGAGAGAAUUCAUACGGGUGAGAAGCCAUAUAAAUGUACAGAAUGUGGGAAGGCCUUUAACUGUGGCUAUCACCUUACACAGCAUGAGAGGAUCCACACUGGUGAAACGCCUUACAAAUGUAAGGAAUGUGGAAAGGCCUUUAUUUAUGGGUCAAGCCUUGUCAAACAUGAGCGAAUUCAUACAGGGGAGAAACCCUACGAGUGUAAAGAAUGUGGGAAGGCCUUCAGUCACGGCCAUCAACUUACACAGCAUCAGAAAAUUCAUACUGGUGAGAAACCCUCUGAGUGUAAGGAAUGUGGAAAGGCAUGUAAACGUGUAGACCAUCCUCCAGAACAUCAGAGAAUUCAUGCUGUUGAGAAACCUUUUGGGUACAAAGAGCAUACAGAGGCCUCUAUUCAACAUUCAUUUCUUCCACGACAAGAGGAAAAUCCAUGAUAAGACUUAACGCAAGAAAGCCUUCACUGGUCCCUCUUCUGCUUAUAGAAUAUCAGAAGUCAUAUGAGAGGUGAAUUUGGAGUAUCGGAGAAAUCACUUUUUCUUAUCGAUCACAACAUACUCAGUUGUAGACUAUUUUCUGCUGGAUAGGUUAGUUUCCUGAAUGUGUAGAAACCUUCCAAUACCAUUUCAUCUCUGUCAUAUUUCAGAUUUGUUCUAAGGUAAAACUCUGCUAAUGGAGCAUAUGUGGGAGAGCUUUUCUCGUGGUACAUACCGCUACCUGUUUCCAUCACCAUCCCACCUCUUUACUCCCUGUGAGGCACUGAGAAAAUUAGCUAUUACUCUCUGUGCAUUAUCUGUGAAAUGGCGAUAAUCACACCUACCUAAUACUGCUGUUGUGAUUAAAUGAGUUUGGUACAUGUAAGCUCCUUGAACGUGUAUCUGAAAUGUUGUGUAAGCUCAAUAAAUAUUAGCUGUUUCUGUUGUUCUCAUUACCAUUAACAUUGCUAUUAGUGAAUUUUUACAAGAAGACCCCCUGUGGGUGCAGUGAGCUGAGAAAAGACUAUCAAACUUCUAGAAGAAAAUAUGGGGAAUUCCCUGGUGGUCCAGUGGUUAAGACUCCAUGCUUCCACUGCAGGGGGGCACAGGUUUGACCGCUGGUUGGGGAACUGAGAUCCCCCA
Messenger RNA from Orcinus orca (killer whale), 2909 nucleotides. RefSeq names its product zinc finger protein 331 (gene ZNF331). Lineage: Eukaryota; Metazoa; Chordata; Mammalia; Artiodactyla; Delphinidae. Gene Ontology annotation, biological process: negative regulation of transcription by RNA polymerase II. The transcript has 4 exons. The coding region runs from base 762 to 2228 and encodes 488 amino acids. Gene Ontology annotation, molecular function: DNA-binding transcription repressor activity, RNA polymerase II-specific. The record is from RefSeq and is a predicted model, not a curated record.